ACAUGUCUCUGUGUGUGUCCUUGGGAGGAUCGUCAGGAGCACCAGUCAGGUCACUUUGCCGGCUUGUGACGCAGUUCAGACACCUUUCAAAGGCGCAGCCUGAAAGUCGAUUUCAGCCUCUUCUUUGUACUAGAAGAAACAUGUCGAGCGUUCAAGUCACUAAGCCAGUCCUUUACUCGUACUGGAGGAGCUCGUGUUCGUGGAGGGUUCGCAUUGCGUUGAACCUGAAAGAGAUCGAUUAUGACAUCAAGGCUGUCAGUUUAAUAAAAAAUGGAGGCGAGCAGCACACGGCAGAAUUUCGUGAGAUGAACCCCAUGUCACAAUUGCCGGCUUUUGUUGUUGAUGGAAACACCUAUACAGAAUCUCUUGCAAUUUUAGAAUACUUGGAAGCAACGCAUCCUGACAUUCCCCUACUGCCAGGAGACGUGCACAAGAGGACAAAGGUUCGUGAGCUUUGCCAAAUGAUAGCUUCUGGAAUCCAGCCUUUGCAAAAUCUAGCCGUUCUCAUCCAUGUAGGCGACGAGAAGAAAAAAGAGUGGGCUUGCCAUUGGAUCACUCGAGGAUUUAAUGCUCUUGAGAAAACGCUUGAGACCACUGCUGGCAAAUAUUGCGUGGGGGAUGAAAUCACCAUGGCAGACUGCUGUCUCGUGCCUCAACUCUACAAUGCUCGCAGAUUCCAAUUGGACUUACAACCUUAUCCAAACAUCGUGCGCAUUGAUCAAGAGUUGGAGAACCAUCCUGCGUUUAAAGCCGCUCACCCCAACAGCCAGCCUGACUGCCCCCCUGAAGCCAAGUGAAUGACAGAGUGGUGAGAAAGGAAAAUCAAAUUAUUUUUUAUACAAGACAAGUGGUUGGGGUGGGUUGAGGUGGUGUGAUAAAGUCUAAUUUGUGAUUAUCAAAACUCAUUUUUACUGUGCCAAAAUAAAGUAUAAGUUAAUUUUAA
Molecule: messenger RNA, 943 nt
Organism: Cloeon dipterum
Lineage: Eukaryota; Metazoa; Arthropoda; Insecta; Ephemeroptera; Baetidae
Product: probable maleylacetoacetate isomerase 2
Exons: 5
Coding region: 3-797 (264 amino acids)
Biological process (GO): L-phenylalanine catabolic process; glutathione metabolic process
Cellular component (GO): cytoplasm; mitochondrion
Molecular function (GO): maleylacetoacetate isomerase activity; glutathione transferase activity
Source: RefSeq, a predicted model, not a curated record